Scatophagus argus is the source of this 1351-nucleotide messenger RNA. It is a transcript of the gene unc50, whose product is annotated as unc-50 homolog (C. elegans). Gene Ontology annotation, cellular component: Golgi membrane. The record is from RefSeq and is a predicted model, not a curated record. Bases 161 to 934 code for a protein of 257 amino acids. The transcript has 6 exons. Lineage: Eukaryota; Metazoa; Chordata; Actinopteri; Scatophagidae.
GGGUCAUACCACCGACUACAUUUCCCAUGAUGAACUGGCUUUAACCGGAAGUAGCUACGUGUUCAUUUUUGCGACAGGUCAGGAAGCAUCUGCAUAGAGCUUGAGAAACAAGCAGAAAGUGGUGCUUUCUCCUGGGAAGGAGUACCGCAGGAAUAGCACCAUGUUGCCGACCACCUCGCCGCAAAGCAACGGCGCCCUCGGUUCGAGGGAUGCUGCACGUCACACAGCAGGCGCCAAGCGCUACAAAUACCUGCGACGGCUGCUCCAUUUCAGACAGAUGGACUUUGAAUUUGCCCUGUGGCAGAUGCUGUACUUGUUCACGUCGCCACAGAGAGUUUACCGCAACUUCCACUACAGGAAACAGACCAAGGACCAGUGGGCCAGGGAUGACCCUGCUUUCCUGGUCCUGCUCAGCAUCUGGCUGUGUGUGUCAACAAUAGGCUUCGGUCUGGUGCUGGACAUGGGAGUCCUGGAGACUCUGAAGCUGCUGCUGUGGGUGGUUUUUGUUGACUGCAUCGGAGUGGGUCUGCUCAUAUCAACACUGAUGUGGGUUAUCACCAACAAAUACCUGUUGAAACAUCCCAGCAGAAACUUUGACGUGGAGUGGGGCUAUGCGUUUGAUGUUCACCUCAACGCUUUCUACCCCCUUCUUGUCAUCCUGCAUUUCCUGCAGCUCUUCUUCAUCAACCAUAUUGUGGUCAUAAACUCAGACUGGUUCCUGGGGUACUUCGUUGGAAACACUUUGUGGCUAAUCGCCAUCAGUUAUUAUCUCUACAUCACGUUCUUAGGAUACAACGCUCUACCCUUCCUGAAGAACACCGUAGUGCUUCUCUACCCCUUCGCUCUGCUCGGCCUCAUCUACGUCCUCUCUGUCUCUCUGGGCUGGAACUUCACCCAGGGUCUCUGCUGGUUUUACAAGUACAGAGUCCAGUAGGACCAGUUUGGCACCUGAAGUUGGACUCUAGUUUGCUCCAGGCCGAUUCAAAAUCCUGUUUUCAGCACACCUUUAGGUGGCAGCAAAUCUUUUUCCAUCUUCUGCGGUUGAGGAGGACUUGGUCUGUGGUUUACUCUCAGUAAACCGGGACACUGGAUUUGACUGACUCUCAAUGGACUGUCGAUUUUCUGUUCGACUCUUAUGUUGAGCUCCAGAAUCAGUGAACAGUGACAGGGGGGGAACCGAUGAGAUACAGCUUUUAUUGUUGUUCUUUUUGUAUGAUUUGUAAAUAGUACUCUGGCUAGGUUGUAAGAUAUACUUUGAUGAUUGUUUCUGAAGAGGAAAAAAAAAUUGGUUUGUUUCUUUGAGUUUUCUUAAAAAAAAUUAAAAGAAAAAUGUAAUCCUCCUUAUUGAAAA